Drosophila innubila is the source of this 1502-nucleotide messenger RNA. RefSeq lists its product as uncharacterized. NCBI's taxonomy places the organism in Eukaryota, Metazoa, Arthropoda, Insecta, Diptera, Drosophilidae. The transcript is spliced from 4 exons. The coding region runs from base 14 to 1171 and encodes 385 amino acids. The record is from RefSeq and is a predicted model, not a curated record.
GUUGGAGCGCGAAAUGCAAUUAAAUUUAAAUUGUCCAUGUAAGCUACAAACUGCUGCUCAAAUUGAGGAGUUGCUGCCUGAAAACAACAAGUUAUUGGAGGAAAAUGCUGAGAAAGACGAAGAAAUUAAAUGCUUAAAACUGGAAAUGUCAAAGCUGAAAGAUCAAGUGAGCAAACUCAAAUGUGAACUGGAGAAGCGGGAUGGAAACGUGAAAGCCUUAAAAGUUAAUUAUGAAAAGUUAUUGGAGGAAGAUGCUGAGAACAAAGAAGAAAUUAAAUGUUCAAAACUGCAAAUGUCAAAGCUUGAAGAUGAACUAAGCAAACUCAAAUGUGCACUUGGGGAGCGGGAUGGAAACGUGAAAGCCUUAAAUGUUCUCAAUGAAAUGCUUAUGGCUGGCAAUGAAAAGCGGGAUGAAACUAUUGUCCAGUACAAGAAGAAGCUACGGAAACUUAUUGACACAAGUUUAUCAUCCGAUAGUGAUUCAGUAUUUGGAACAUCUUCUUCCGUCCCGGCUAGCGACAAUGAAUAUAAUACUCCAUUGACUGGGACCGUUACACCCGAGCAGGAGAACUUGAGCAGCGACAAUGAAUCUAACGAUCUUUCAACUAAUCCUUUGACUGACACUUCGUUGUCACCAGUUGCAGCGGAGCAGGUGCAAAUAGGCAUCGAAACGUCCCUCCCGGUCAGUGACAAUGAAUCUAACGAUCCUUCAAUGGAUCCUUUGACUGACAAUUCGUUGGCAGUUGCAGCGGAGCAAGGACAAUUUAGCAGCGAGACGUAUCUCCCGGCAAGCGACAAUGAAUCUAACGAUCCUUCAAUUGAUCCAUUGACUGACAAUUCGUUGGCAGUUGCAGCGGAGCAGGGACAAUUGAACAGCAAGGCGUUGCAAGCAUUAAUUUCACUUGGAGCGGAGAAUACUAUGGGCCCCUGGUUUUGUUUGCUGUGCGGCAAGGAUGGGCAUCCAAUGAGAAUACCGUCCUAUUCAGAGUUCCAUCGACAUUUAAUUAAAGUCCACGAAGAGGUCAUUGAUCCAGCUAUGUGCGAGAAAUGUGGAUGGCGUUCCCACAAUGAUCGCGAGUUAGAUUUUCACAUGUUCGAAACUCAUCAAAUCCAAUCCUACUUCUAUUCAUACUCAAAGAGUGCGAUUCUAAAAAUGUUAAAGAAAUAUUGACUUGGUUCAACACAUUUUUAAAUAUUAAUUAAUUGAUUAACAAAAACCUUAAUUGAAAAAUGGGAUUUGGCUUAAGGUUAUAAUUAUUAUAUAUAUUAUAUUAGUCCUUUGAACUUAUGCAAAUUAAGUGAAUCAUAUAAGUUCUAGCCAUAUUAAUACUGUUAAGAUAAGAAAACUAUUGCUUAUGUUUGUUGAAGAAAUAUUAUGUUAACCCUUUGCUCAUUUAGAAAUUAAGUGAACAUUAUGAGCAGACACGUGUUCCCAUUUUUGUUUAUUAAUUAUUAUAAUUAAAACUAUUCAAAUAAGAUGAAUAAAGUUUACAUUUGAGAAA